Messenger RNA from Clunio marinus, 908 nucleotides. The record is from the annotation of a GenBank genome assembly. NCBI's taxonomy places the organism in Eukaryota, Metazoa, Arthropoda, Insecta, Diptera, Chironomidae.
AUUCAGUUUUCGGUGAAGAAAAUAAAAAAAUAAAAAUGGAACUUAAAAGCUUCGUUUUGAUUUUGUCAGUUUUUGUGUUAAUUCAUAAAUCUUGUGCUCAAAAUAGAUUCUUGGUGAAUGUUGUCGAGAUGGAUGCAGUAACUUUGGCGAAUCCAUCUAUGCGUUGUAUCGGAACUGUUUUGUCUAGUCGACACAUUCUUACAACAGCCACCUGCUUACUUGCUGUUCCCAGAAACAGAAUUCUUGGAAUCGAAGCCCAGUUUGCUGUUACAAAUUCAUCAAUUCAUUUUAUAAAUAGAACAACAAGACAUCCUGAUUUUAUGAAUUCCAAUAGGAAUGUGGAAGCCUUGACAAGUCCAAGAAAUGACAUUGCUAUUCUAGAAAUCGAUAACCCUCUUAAUACAACAAUCUUCAGACCACAAUCUAUUGGUGCUUUGGAAACUGAAAGAUCGUGCAGUUUAUUUGCACUUAAUACGGCUGCCGCUAAUCCAGGGGCAAUAGUUGUCGCAAUCAAUAGACCAUCAACUUGUGUUUAUGAUAACAAUCAAGUGUUCUGUUCCAUUAUUCUGUCUGUUGAACAAUGUUUACAGGUUCGUCCUGGAUCUCCCGUUACAUGUGGACAAAGUGGAUUCAUAGGUGGGAUCGUCGUUAAUAACUGCAGCCAUCAGAACUUGAUUAUUCAAUAUCAUAAUGUUGGUCAAUUCCGUAAUUGGAUUGAGGGAGUUGUUUCUGGUGAUAUGCGUUCCGAGGACAAUUUUGAUUAUUAACAUGAGAAGCGUUUUAUGAAACAUUUCAAAAGUUUUACUGAAAUCAGAAAAAAUUGUAUGAAAAUAAACUUUUGUUUUCUUUAUUAAAAACUUAUUGGCAUUGAAAUAAAUUCAUUUAAAUCUUAAACAAAUAAAAAAACA